Messenger RNA from Tachysurus vachellii, 1551 nucleotides. It is a transcript of the gene mmadhcb, whose product is annotated as metabolism of cobalamin associated Db. Gene Ontology annotation, biological process: cobalamin metabolic process. Lineage: Eukaryota; Metazoa; Chordata; Actinopteri; Siluriformes; Bagridae. The transcript is spliced from 8 exons. Bases 134 to 1009 code for a protein of 291 amino acids. The record is from RefSeq and is a predicted model, not a curated record. Gene Ontology annotation, cellular component: mitochondrion.
CCUCGCAGAUUGCCGUAGUGACAUCAUCAAAAGGUGACCCAAGAACCUUGAGGCGCUCCUACUUAUCUUUAUAAACUGUUUAAAUUACGCAGGAGCGAUACAGGUGUCAAAUAAAAAAGAGAAGCCCAACAGGAUGGCCAGUGUGCUCUGUAGCAGAGCCAGGAUGGUUACAUACCUGCCAGGGCUUCACGUUCUUGUGCGGAACAUAGCAGGAACCAGAUGUUUUUCAGACGCACGUAACAUCAAUGUCACACCCCUGGAUAUGGGACCGAGGACGGUGUGGCCCGAUGAGACCAUGGGUCCGUUUGGUCCUCAGGAUAAACGCUUCCAGCUUCCCGGUAACAUAGGAUUUGCCAGGGAGCUCGAAGACUUGGCAGAGCAGAAGCCAGGCCUUGCGUGUACAUCACUACCGGACGUGCUGACAGUUCCGUCUAACACCGAGAGGCACGAGUUCAUCCUGGCACAGUUCAUCACCGACUUCCACGAGAACGCAGAGGCUUCAUCAGUGCUCGACAAGGUCGACAGUGCAGAGCAGUUUUUCAACCAUUCCAGAGUUGAGUGUGCUGUUCAGUCCUGCCCAGAACUGCUGAAAAAAGACUUUGCGUCAAUGUUUCCCGAAGCCCCGUCUAGCGGCAUGAUGGUGCUGACUGUAACACAGAGAACAGAGAAUGACAUGACCGCCUGGUCUGAGGAGGUGGACAAGGAGAGAGAGCAACUGCUGGCUAAAUUCAUCGAAGGGGCAAAGGAGAUCUGCUACGCUCUGCACUCAGAGGGCUUUUGGGCCGACUUUAUCGACCCUUCGUCCGGACUUGCGUUUUUCGGCUCUUACACCAACAACACGCUGUUCGAAACAGACGAGCGUUAUCGCCACCUGGGUUUCCAGAUCGAAGAUCUCGGAUGCUGUAAAGUGAUCCGUCACUCUCUGUGGGGCACUCACGCGUUCGUAGGAACCGUUUUCACCAACGCGCCGCCCGGCAGCAACGUCAUGAAGAAGCUGCAAGGAAAUUAACGCAUCAAGCACUUGAAUAUCGUUCGUCUGUUGGGAGUUCGUCUGUCGAUCUAUUUAUUUUUGUAGAGGAAUAUAAAGUAAAAAUCAUGCAGAUUAGAUCGAUUUCAUGCUGCUUGAUUAUUGAGAACUGUUAAAAAUCUACCCUUGUUCUGUCCUUAAUGCCUUUUCAUUUACCGUCACAAAAGAUUUGGCAGGAUUUUUUGUAAUGUUUUGUUGUUGUGGUAAUUAAUCGACCAGCUUUGAGUUUAUUAUGAAUUAAAUGGAAUCAGGAUUCUGGCCAAUAUUUUAUAGUAGAUGUGUCGUGUCUUUAAAAUACGGUUUGUAUGGCUGGAACAGUGUGCACUGACAACAGGUCCAGAAUAUAUUUUGGGGAACAAGGUAUAGAUUUAUCAUUAGAUGACGUUCUACUCACUAUAGAUCGUUUCUGUCAGACACAACACACACAACCAGCAAUUAUAGAAUAAAAUAAUUUAACCCUGCGAAGUGCCGUUUAAUAUUACACUCGAUUUAACCAAAAUGGACAAAUAAACAGGUGCUAUUUA